AUGCAAUCAGAGAAGCAUGUGAGUAAACACGCUUUCUGGAGGCAGCUGAUGUGUAAAGGGGGCAAAUUGAGAGGAAACAUUCAGAAGAGUACCAUUUGGAUUAAAAAAAAACAAGACAGUAACGCAGCCUUCCGAGCGGCCUGCACCAGUCCUACUGCGGAUCACGGACAUCUGCCAGCAUCGCAGCCUUCCGAGCGGCCUGCACCAGUCCUGCUGCGGAUCACGGACAUCCACCAGCAUCGCAGCCUUCCCAAUGAACUGCACCAGUCACAGAGCCUGCUUCAGAUGACGGACACCUGCCAGCAACGCAGCCUUUCGAGUGACCUGCACCAGACACAGGGCCUGCUGAGGAUCACGGACAUCCACCAGCAACGCAGCCUUCCGAGUGACCUGCACCAGUCUUGCUGCGGAUUGAGGAUCAAUGAACUGCACCAGUCACAGAGCCUGCUGCGGAUGACGGACAUCUGCCAGCCAUGCAGCCUUCCGAGUGACCUGCACCAGUCCUGCUGUGGUUCACGGACACCAGCCAGCAACGUAGCCUUCGUAAUGUACAGCACCGGUCACAUCCUCCAGGAACGCAGCCUUGUGAGAGACCUGCACCAAUCACAAGGCCUGCUGAGGAUCACGGACAUCCACCAACAACUCAGCCUAUCAAGAUCUUAUCAGGUUAAAUAAUGUUUGCCCAGUUUCAAAGAAUAUACCUUCUGAGAUGUUUCAAAGCUGUGGUGUGACCACUGCUACAGGUAUGCACAGAACUGCUCCAUACGUCUGUUCCAUGGGACACACCAAUGGUUAGGACUGUUGAGGCUCAUGGACAUUCACAAGUCACGCAGCCUAUCGAACUACCUGUACCAGACGGAGAGCCUGCUGAGACUCAUCUUCUUUUUCGCUUGGUGGUUGUGGUGGUGCAGACGGACUUGUACUUGUCACAGUGCCUUGAGGUUCAUGGAUCCUCACCAGCCUUGUCACCUGCUGAGGCUCAUAGCUGAUCUUGGCAAUCUACAACAGCACUACAGGACAACAUUACAAAUAGUAAUGAGUUGUACAUGGGGCCAUCUACUGACUAAGAGCUGACAAGCCCGGUUAAGAAUAUUGACUUUGUGCUGUAGAUUAUUAGCAUAUGUUCAUAUCACAUAGCCAUAUUUAUUCAUAUCAUAUAGCCUUAUUUAUUCUGCUCUUAUAAAGUAACUGCUAAUACACUGCACAUAUUUAUAUCUAAUUUAUAUUAUUAUAAACCGCCUUAUGUAAACAAACUGCAUACUACUGUCUACCCUGCA
Alosa sapidissima (American shad) is the source of this 1277-nucleotide messenger RNA. RefSeq lists its product as uncharacterized. Lineage: Eukaryota; Metazoa; Chordata; Actinopteri; Clupeiformes; Clupeidae. The coding region runs from base 1 to 675 and encodes 224 amino acids. The transcript is spliced from 2 exons. The record is from RefSeq and is a predicted model, not a curated record.